GAGAGCGAGCCAACUAUGUAAACAAACCACAUGUUAUAGCCAUGGUGGGUUUGCCAGCUCGUGGCAAGACCUACAUAUCAAAAAAGCUUUGCCGUUAUCUGAAUUGGAUUGGAAUCAACACUAAGGUAUUUAACCUGGGCGAGUAUAGGAGGCAUGCUACUACUGCAUAUCAAUGCCAUGAGUUUUUUCGCCCUGACAAUAUCAAGGCCAUGGCAAUACGUAAUCAAUGUGCUAUGGAUGCACUUACUGAUGUAUGCCAGUGGUUAGAGAAUGGAGAGGGAGAAGUUGCAGUUUUUGAUGCUACAAAUUCUACAAUUGAAAGGCGGGAAAUGAUUAAUGACAUCGUAGUACGAAAAAUGGACUUCAAACUCUUCUUUGUAGAGUCUGUUUGCAAUGAUCCAGAGAUUGUUGAACAGAACAUCAUGGAGGUUAAAGUCAGUAGUCCAGAUUAUACUAAUAUGAAUAAGGAAGAGGUUUUGGCAGAUUUUAUGCAACGCAUUGAACAUUAUCAAGAAAAAUAUCAGCCUCUUGACGAAAAUUAUGAAGCUGAUUUGAGCUUUAUGAAAAUUUAUAAUACAGGAGAAAAAGUUUUGGUUCAUAAACAUGAAGGCCACAUACAGAGCAGGAUAGUUUAUUAUUUGAUGAAUAUACACAUUGUACCAAGAACAAUAUAUCUCACGAGGCAUGGUGAGAGUCUGAUGAAUCUCGAAGGAAGGAUCGGAGGUGAUUCUGAUCUUAGUGAACGAGGUCAUACUUAUGCAAAUGCUUUAGCAGAAUACAUAGCCCAGCAAGAUAUACAGGGUCUUAGGGUAUGGACUAGCUGGCUUAAGAGGACCAUACAAACAACUACUGAUGUAAAGGCUCCUCAAGAAAGAUGGAAGGCUUUAAAUGAAAUUGAUGCUGGCAUUUGCGAAGAGAUGACAUACGAGGAGAUAGCUUCAAAAUAUCCAACUGAUUUUGCGGCACGAGAUCAAAAUAAGUUUUCAUAUCGUUAUCCAAGAGGAGAAAGCUAUGAAGAUCUAGUGGCCCGAUUAGAGCCAGUUAUAAUGGAACUUGAACGUCAGGGUAAUGUCUUAGUUGUUAGCCAUCAGGCUGUUCUUCGGUGCCUACUUGCAUAUUUUCUAGAUAAAAGUUCUGAUGAGCUACCGUACCUUCAAGUGCCACUACACACAAUAAUGAAGCUGACACCAGUAGCAUAUGGGUGCAAGGUAGAGCAGAUCAGGUUGCCUAUCGACGCGGUGGACACUCACCGGCCAAGACCAAAGAUACCCGGAUACCUAGAUGAGCGGUUCUGUUCAAAAUCAAUUGGACGACGUACAUGAUACGCCUCAACUACUGAAACUAUUGAAAUAUAAAGAAAUAUUUGCGUGCAUAGUACGCGUGCGCACUUCUGUAUCCUGUUUGAUUACCAAGAGAGAUAGUUCUUGUUGCGUAAACGAAAUCAUAACUGUGACAGCAUUUUUAUGGCAGCUGGCUGCUGUUAGAUAGUGACAUGAGUGAUCUAGCCUACGACUAAUCGGUGCUUCAUUGUCCUUAUUCUCUAGUGUCAUCACGAAUCAUCUACAUAUAGAAAGACCGAUGAGGUAAAAAGAAUUUCUGGCUAAUGGAAAUGAGUUUCAAAGCGAAAAGGCUUUAAUCCUAAAAUUUCUUUCCAAUAGACAAACGGAAGUAAUUUAUUUCAUGCAGCUCUAAUUUUAGGCGCUGAUAGGUAUAGUGGUAAGCGCAUUUGUAAUUUAUUGUUAAGAAGAAUGUGCAUUAAGUUACGGAAAAUCUAACGCAGAUCGUUCUGCUUUCUGUGUGACAUAACAACCUUUGUACAUUUGAUCUUUUUCGAUCUAGAACUUGUGGGUAUUGCGAGAAAGAAAUACGCAGUACAUAUAUAUCGGUUUGGUAAUUUUGGUUUGUUAUUAAAGAAAUAUUGCUUUCAAAUAUUUUGAAUCUCGAGGAUAUUGCUUAUGGAAUGCUAUCGCGUUUCUUAUUGCGGAAUUGUAAUUGCAUACCGCUGUAUAUUGACAGAAUAAUCGGUAAAAUGAAAAUUGUUGAAAUAUACUUUUUACUAUUCAACAA
Cephus cinctus (wheat stem sawfly) is the source of this 2067-nucleotide messenger RNA. It is a transcript of the gene Pfrx, whose product is annotated as 6-phosphofructo-2-kinase/fructose-2,6-bisphosphatase 2. Gene Ontology annotation, biological process: fructose 2,6-bisphosphate metabolic process; fructose metabolic process. Gene Ontology annotation, cellular component: cytosol. NCBI's taxonomy places the organism in Eukaryota, Metazoa, Arthropoda, Insecta, Hymenoptera, Cephidae. Gene Ontology annotation, molecular function: ATP binding; 6-phosphofructo-2-kinase activity; fructose-2,6-bisphosphate 2-phosphatase activity. The record is from RefSeq and is a predicted model, not a curated record.